GCAGUGUCGAACCCUACGCACCCACUUCAAUAAACAAAACUUUCGAACUCAACAAACAACCCGAAUCGCAAAUCGAAUCAAAUCCUCCAUCGGAGCUCCGGCACCGUGUUAAGGCUCCAGCCGUGGCUCCCUCCGGCCCACGAUCGAACGGCCUCACCCGUAGAAAAUCAGCUCCGUCGUCCACUUUCGUAUCCGCCCAGAAAUCGGGAUCCGCCCGAAAAGUUUACAGGGAGUCUGUAAACUCGUCUUCCCGUUCUAAUCUUAGCUCACCGUUUUGGCAGAGUACUUGGUUUAUAUCGAUAUUGCUAGCAAUGGCAGUCUCAUUUUUCGCACUCGCAAUUUACCUUUUGCUCACGCUAAACUCUGAUUACACAUCCACUCCUGUUUCUGCUGCUUCCGAAGGCGUUCAGAUUACAUAUGGAUCGACAGUCAAACUGAUGCAUGAGCGAACAAAGUUUCGGCUACAUUCACAUGAUGUGCCAUACGGCUCUGGCAGCGGGCAACAGUCGGUUACUGGUUUCUCUAGUGUUGAUGACUCUAACAGUUACUGGCAGAUUGUUAGGCCUACACUAGACUCAUCUGCAAAACAAGGAGAUACAAUUAAAAGUGGAACUAUCAUUAGGCUGCAACACAUGAGGACCAGGAGAUGGCUGCAUAGCCACUUGCAUGCAUCCCCGAUAUCUGGCAACCUUGAGGUUAGUUGCUUUGGAGAUGAUGGUAACUCUGACACUGGUGAUUAUUGGAGACUAGAGAUUGAGGGAAAUGGAAAGACUUGGAGGCAAGACCAAAGGGUGAGACUUCAUCACGUAGACACUGGUGGAUACCUACACAGUCAUGACAAGAAAUACACCCGUAUAGCUGGCGGACAGCAAGAGGUUUGUGGUGUCCGGGAAAAGCGUGCUGAUAAUGUUUGGUUGGCAGCAGAGGGGGUGUACCUCCCCACUUCCGGUAGCAAAUGAUGAUCGCCUGGAUAGCACAACUAAUGCAUAGUCCAACUCGUCUUUUAUUGUUGUUAUCAUUAUAGUCAUCCCCAUUUUCCCCAGCUCUCGCCUAUUUCCACUUACAUUAGCGAUGUAACCGUCUGAAUGAGAAUAGUUAAUGCAGUUUUGAUAGUGACAUUCGAACGUUGAUCGAAAUAAGUAACUGCUAGCAUCUAGAAUUGCUGCAAUUUUAAUACAAAUUUA
Olea europaea var. sylvestris is the source of this 1184-nucleotide messenger RNA. RefSeq names its product stromal cell-derived factor 2-like protein. The coding region runs from base 312 to 959 and encodes 215 amino acids. Lineage: Eukaryota; Viridiplantae; Streptophyta; Magnoliopsida; Lamiales; Oleaceae. The transcript has 6 exons. The record is from RefSeq and is a predicted model, not a curated record.